This is a messenger RNA of Bombyx mori (domestic silkworm), 604 nucleotides long. RefSeq names its product thioesterase superfamily member 2. NCBI's taxonomy places the organism in Eukaryota, Metazoa, Arthropoda, Insecta, Lepidoptera, Bombycidae. The record is from RefSeq and is marked provisional. Gene Ontology annotation, molecular function: fatty acyl-CoA hydrolase activity.
GUGUAAUGAAAUGAGUCUUCCAUAUAUUCUAAACGCUGCAAUCGUCAUUGCGUCUGGUACAUAUCUAUUGAUAAAUUAUUGUACUUGAAUAAAUUUACCAUGGGUACCAAAGGUAUAAAGAUUGCAGAGCUAUUUACGAAAACUAUAGCUGCCACUAAAGGUUUUGAUCAAAAUCUCAGAAAACUUAAGGUAACUAGCUGUGGUAACGGGAGCAUGGUGACUGAGUUCCAAGUGGGACCUGAACACCUUAAUCAAAGAGGCACACUACAUGGUGGAUUCAUUGCACAUUUAGUAGAUGCCAUCUCAACAUAUGCUUUAACAACAAAUGAAAAUGUUGAUACACGAGGAGUUUCCAUAGACUUAAGUUUAAGUUUCUACAGUGCAGCCAAAGAAGGAGACAAUAUUGAAGUAGAGGCCAAAACUCGUAAAACUGGAAAAAAAAUUGCAUUCCUCGAAGUUGAAGUUCGGAACAAAGACAAAAAUCAAGUCUUGGCUUCAGGCAGACACACCAAAUAUAUUGGUAUUUAGUGCAAUUGUAUAAAAAUUAAUUUGUAAAUGUAGUGUAAGUAGAUUGAUGGCAAAUAAAUAGAUAAUAAAAUGCUAU